Molecule: messenger RNA, 714 nt
Organism: Aspergillus uvarum CBS 121591
Lineage: Eukaryota; Fungi; Ascomycota; Eurotiomycetes; Eurotiales; Aspergillaceae
Product: NUDIX hydrolase
Exons: 1
Coding region: 1-714 (237 amino acids)
Source: RefSeq, a predicted model, not a curated record
AUGCCACCACCACCAACAACGAACACCUUCACCCACCCCCCAGCCCUAGACCCCUACACCCUCCCCCUCCCAACCUUCCUCACCACCCCGCACACCCACACCCACACCCUCACCCCAACCACGCACAUCGUCACGGGCGCAUUAAUCUUCAACCCUAAUCCUUCAACCACCACCACCAAACUCCCCAACCACCCCCCAGAAAAACAACACAUCCUCCUCCUCCGCCGCGCCCCAACCGACUCCUACCCAGGGCGAUGGGAAGCCCCCGGCGGCUCCUGCGACGCCACCGACGCCUCCAUCCUCGCCGGCGCGGCCCGCGAGGUGUACGAGGAGACCGGGCUGCGGGUGGUACGGUUUCUGGCGCUGGUCGGGGUGGAUGCGUGGGAGGUUGUACGGGCAGAUGGGGUCAGGAGGGUGGUCAAGUUUACGUUUCUGGUGGAUGUUGAUCUCGGUCUGUCGAUGGGGGUGCAGGGGGUGCAGGGGAUGCAGGAAGAGGUUGAGAGGGAGGUUGAGGGAGUGGUCAAAAGUGGAGGCCUGGGGAUCAGGCUCGAGCCUGCCGAGCAUGAUGCGUUUGUGUGGGCGACGGAGGAGGAGGUGCGGGCGGGUGUGGUUUGUUUGCGAGGGCAGAGGGUGGGGAUGGAGUUUGUGGGGAGGCAGCGGGAGAAUUAUCUACGGGGGUUUGAGGCUGUGAGGUCUUUAGAAGGUUGGAAGUAA